Messenger RNA from Anthostomella pinea, 930 nucleotides. Lineage: Eukaryota; Fungi; Ascomycota; Sordariomycetes; Xylariales; Xylariaceae. The record is from the annotation of a GenBank genome assembly.
AUGCCUUACAGCCGUGCACCAUCCUUCUAUUCCUCCAACCCGACAUGUCAUAAAUGGGACCCGGAAACAGUUCUCGGGCUCAUCAACCCGUGUAGAGGCUUCAUCACCUGCGUGGGCACGGCACCUUCAAUGGGGAGAAGAUGCCGAAACAAGCCCGCCGCAGCAACCAUCGGCUGCGGCCAGAGCAUACUCAACAAGCUAGCACGCCAAGAUGCGUCCAAGGCAGCCCUUUCGCCCGAUCUCGAGAAAGCCGCCGAGCACAUGCUGUGUUAUCUCCACGGCCUCCGAGCUCGGAAUGCGCGCGGCAAUCAAGCUUCCCAUAUAGCUAAAGAUUGGCAAUCCGACCUGGAGGACUGGGCGGCAGACAACGAGACGGUCAGCUCAUGCGAUAGCGAUAAUGACAGUAACAGCGGAGGCGGCAGCGACCAUGGCAGCCACGGCGCAACCGCGCCCAGUCGUUUUCCACUGAGCUUCAAUGCCGGUGCCAACUUCAAGAAAGAGGCGGAAGACGAUUGUUCCAACGAUGAGCUCAAGGCCAUGAUGAAGCAGAUGCAGGACAAUCUGGCCCGGUUACAAGCCGAGAUGAAGCGGAGAGACACGCACACCGCCCAGCCGACGAGCACCCAGGCACAGGAGCAGCGCCAAGACAGGAUAGAACAAGAAGAACAGAUACGGCGGUGUCGGGAAGACGAGGAGCGCAAGAGACGAGAACAAGCGCGUUGCGAAGAAGAAGUUCGGAAGAGGACCCAGGAACGCCAGCGCAAGGAAAGGGAAGAGCGCGAGAGGGCCUUCCAAGAGAAAGUGCGCAUAGCCCAGGAGAAGCGCGAGCGCGAGGCUCGAGAGCAGGCACAGAAGGAACAGGCGGAGUGGCGCACGGCAUGGGACCGGUAUACCAGUGCUUGGGACGAUUGGGAAGUGGCAUACCGAUAA